Molecule: messenger RNA, 2114 nt
Organism: Xyrauchen texanus (razorback sucker)
Lineage: Eukaryota; Metazoa; Chordata; Actinopteri; Cypriniformes; Catostomidae
Product: keratinocyte-associated transmembrane protein 2-like
Exons: 3
Coding region: 6-899 (297 amino acids)
Source: RefSeq, a predicted model, not a curated record
UAAAGAUGGCGGUCACGCGGAAGACAGGAGGAAAGUUCUCGUCUUUGGGAAUAUUCGCAUUGGUAUUAUACCUUCAAAUCUUUUCAGUGAGAUGUUCUACUCUACCACUAACAGCUGACAAGGUGCAGGUGAGCAUUAAAACUAAAACCGAUAACAUUAAAAAGAAUGUUGCAACCUCUCAAAUUGACAGUCAGUUGAAUGAAAAGGCUGAAGUGUCAACUACAUCAACAUCUCCUGCUACUGGCAACACCACUACCUCCAACCCCACCACCAAACCAUCAGCUGCUCCGACCUCUCCUCCUGUGACUACUGCUGCCCCAGUGAAAUAUUUGACCCUUCCAGAGCACGCCCAGCCUACCAAAUACAAUUCACAAGAGAUGACUAGUACAACUGCAAACAAACAUCCCACCCCUGCUGGAGAGACAACAGAGACCAUCUUUGAUUACGGGGGCAGCAUCCUUUCCCUUGGACCAAAUGGGCCACUUCAAGAUUACACAAAUGGCAAAGAUGAUGCUGAUGAUGGUGAUAGUGAUAAUUAUCAGAGUGUGCAUGACAGUCAGGUAACUCGAGACAACCAGGGCAUUGGGAAUGACCUGAUUCCUGGUAAUAAUAACCCUCCCUUCAAAAGCUCUGAGAAAAUUGAUGUAAACAUCAAGGACACAACCAUCUAUGCAACUCACAAUGAAGACUCGCACUUCUUUUUUCACCUCGUCGUCAUAGCCUUUUUAGUGGCCAUAAUCUACAUCACCUACCACAACAAGAGAAAGCUCAUGUUACUGGCUCAAAGUCACCACUGGAGGGAUGGCUUCUGCUCACGUGGUGUUGAGUAUCACAGACUCGACCAGAAUGUCAACGAGGCCAUGCCUUCACUCAAGAUGACUAAUGACUACAUCUUCUGAACAACUGCUUGAGUUUACUGAAGAAGAACGAAGAUGUUGUGUGCACAUGGUGUCUUAUUUAAUCAGGGGAGGAGUGGUUGUGCUAUGAUAAUUAUUUAUUAUAUGUGUGCUCGCUAAAGAAUGGUCAUUCCUUUUGGGAAUGUGUUUGGUUGUAUUUUGUGUUUUACUUUCUGCUUUCUUUGGUGUCUAUGAAUGCAGAUGUUUUACAAUGGUUAAUGUAACUGAUUAUUUUCGAGCUUUCGGACAUUUUUGUACUUAAUUUUGUAGACUUGAUCUCUGCGGAAUGAAUAUAAUAGAAAAUAAAAUAAAGGUAUAUCUGUGUAAAUAUUUGUUUAUAAUACUUCACAUUAAACCUAGAAUGAACAAACAAGUAAUUACGAUUUUCUCUGCCACGUGCAGUGCAGAAAUGUGGGACGUCAAUGUUGAAAUCUGCUCUGAAACACCAAUUUUACAUUUUGUUUUAACUCCAUCACAACAUUUGUCUUCUGAUUGCCUCUGUGAUGAUAUAUAUUGUCCAAAAGUAACUCAGACCUACCAGCAGACAUUGUGAGUAAUACUGCUAUCCAAAGGCAAAAUGCUGUAACUACACAUUUUGUCAAAAGAUUGUCAAAAAUUGCAUUUACUUUAAAAUACACACACAAAAAUCUCAGUUUCAGGAUGGUGUAGUUACUGCGUUUUGCCUUUUGAAAGAUAAUAGCUUAAUGUGUAUAUCUUGUAGCACAUACAAACUUCAGUACUGCAAAAACGUAAAGUUAAAGCUAAAUUUGAACUGCUGUGUACUUUGUAGCUUUUUCUGAGCUGGUCCCUCAUAUGUUUAUGUUCUGACUUCAGUGAAGUUGUUUUUCAAUGCACAUGCUGACCUGGAUUUUUCAUUGCCAAAGGUCUGGAGAUAUAGACAUAAACUGCUUUGUUUCCUUGUUUUAAAUCACUUCAUAUGAGUGUUUGCCCAAAUUCAAUAACUAUACCAAGGUUAGUCAAAAUAAUCAGACCAAUCUAGAGCUGGAUUGCUGCGGUUUAAACUCUUUAGUAAGUCUUCCUUUGGUCAUUUUUAAUAAUUAGAGCAUUUAUUAACUGAAUCAUGUCACUGUUUUAAACGAAGGCACAUGAAGGUUGUAUAGGUGCAUGCAGUAUGUAUAUGAUGAGAAGCUAUUGGGUUCUUUCAGUCAGUUGAAAUCAUGUUUCUUCAAUAAAGCACCCACUGUAAAGGAAUCAGUC